Molecule: messenger RNA, 420 nt
Organism: Chlorella variabilis
Lineage: Eukaryota; Viridiplantae; Chlorophyta; Trebouxiophyceae; Chlorellales; Chlorellaceae
Exons: 3
Source: RefSeq, a predicted model, not a curated record
CACAACGGCGCCUUUGUGGCCGCGUUUCUAGGCUUCUUCUUUGCCCAAAGCGCCAAGGUGUUCACUCACUACUACACGGAGCAGAAGUGGGACUUUACUCGCCUCGUCAGCAGCGGCGGCAUGCCGUCCAGCCACACCGGACUGGUGAUGGGCCUGACAACCGCGAUAGGUGUGCUGGAGGGCACCAACAGCCCUAUGUUUGCCAUUGCCCUAGUCUUCUCUCUCAUCGUCAUGUACGACGCCAGCGGCGUGCGGCUGCAUGCGGGCAAACAGGCCAGCGUACUCAACAUGAUCAUUACGGAGCUGCCGCCGGACCACCCCGUCAGCAACUCGGCGGGGACGCUGAAGGACACCCUCGGGCACACGCCCCUGCAGGUGGCGGUCGGGGCGGUGGUGGGCGUGCUCACCGGAUACCUAGUC